AUGAAGGACGAAGGAAAACAUUUCCUGCAGUUUGUUCCGUUAAAAGAACCAAGGAGCGAAACGUUUACGGUGUUGGCUGAAGAUAAGGAAAUCGCCGACUUUGAUCAGUCGAAAUUCGUCUUUACCGAUGUGACGUUUGAUGCCACCGAUCAGGAUCGAACGGUGGUUGUACGUGAGCCAGACGGCGUGUUGCGGACAGCACUGCCCGAAGAGCAUGACCGUAUGAAUCGCAUCUAUUACGAGCAACCGAAUCGACCUGUCUUCGAGCCACCCCUCUUCUCGUAUCCACAUCUUCAG
Molecule: messenger RNA, 297 nt
Organism: Anisakis simplex (herring worm)
Lineage: Eukaryota; Metazoa; Nematoda; Chromadorea; Rhabditida; Anisakidae
Source: the annotation of a GenBank genome assembly